Messenger RNA from Talaromyces atroroseus, 1158 nucleotides. RefSeq lists its product as hypothetical. Bases 1 to 1158 code for a protein of 385 amino acids. Lineage: Eukaryota; Fungi; Ascomycota; Eurotiomycetes; Eurotiales; Trichocomaceae. The record is from RefSeq and is a predicted model, not a curated record. Gene Ontology annotation, cellular component: precatalytic spliceosome; U2-type prespliceosome; U1 snRNP. The transcript has 4 exons. Gene Ontology annotation, molecular function: U1 snRNA binding; mRNA binding. Gene Ontology annotation, biological process: mRNA splicing, via spliceosome.
AUGACUGACAAGCUUCCUCCUAACCUCCUCGCUCUCUUUGCACCGCGUCCACCGUUGCGGUACAUCCCUCCCACUGAUCGCGCGCCUGACGAGUGCAAGAAAAGCACGAUUGGUGGUGUCGCGAGUUUUCUUGGCGAACUACAGAAUUAUGGCGAAGAAGUUCCCUACAAUGCCACUGAGAGCUGGCUGCAGCGCCGUUCGCGUUUAAAGGCGGAGAAGAAAGAACACAUGGAUCGCCAGCUUACGGAAGGUGUCGAAAAAUAUGAUCCUGCAAACGACGCGCAAGUUCGCGGAGACCCCUUUAAGACUCUCUUCGUAGCGCGUCUCAGCUACGAUGUUAAAGAGUCGGACUUGGAGCGAGAAUUCGGCCGGUUCGGUCCUAUUGAACGGAUUCGCAUCGUCAAAGAUGCCGAGAAACCGAAUCCGAAGAAGCCUCAUCGAGGAUAUGCAUUCAUUGUUUAUGAACGUGAAAAGGAUAUGAAAGCGGCAUACAAGGAGACCGACGGCAUUCGCAUAAAGGAUCGACGAGUUUUGGUUGAUGUUGAACGUGGUCGCACUGUUAAAGGCUGGAAACCUCGACGCUUUGGUGGAGGCCUCGGUGGACGUGGCUACACGAAGGCUACUCCCGCGCGCCCGCUUGGGCCAGGCGGAUUCAAUGCACCUUCUGGACCAGGCGGCUAUGGCGGUGGCUUUAGGGGUGGGUUUGGUGGCAGAGGCGGAGGCUUUCGUGGAGGCUUUCGCGAUCGCGGAUUUGGAAACCCUAGAUCAGGUGUUGGUUUCCAAGGUGGUCGUAACGGCUUUGGAGGUCAAGCUCCACCGAAUGCUCCUUCAGGCCCAGGAGGUGGCCGCGGCGGUGAUAGACGAGGAGGUGAUGGCAGGUUUGAUCGUGAUCCUAGAAGGGCAACAGGCAGUAAUCAGGAACCGGUAAGGCCACGCGAUGCAUAUGGUGACCGUGACCGCCGCGACAGGGACAGGGAUCGUGACCGGGAUCGUGACCGCCACGGCGACAGAGACGGUGACCGCCGUGACCGCGACCGCGAGCGAGACCGGGAUUGGGAUCGUGAUCGAAAUCGCUAUGGCGGAAGGGAUGAUUAUUCUCGCAAACGGCACCAUGACGACGAUGGCUAUGAAGACCCUCGGGCUAAAAGGAGGUAUUAA